AACUUGGACGGUACUUUCUCUAUAUCGACCUGAAACCUAUUACUUCAAUACGACAAUACCUGUAUAAAAUAAAUCUUCUUUCUUUGAGAAAAAAAAUCAAAUCAGUUUUGUUUUAAAGAGCAUUCGAUAUGAACGACGUAAGUUCUGAUAUCUCCACUAAAAUUCCUGCUAUGGCUUCAACAGAGGUCGAUGAACAUGAUCAUGUACCUGUUCAUGACGUCUUCGAGAUGGAAUCGCUUCGUUCCGAAUUGCCCAAUAAACUUAAACUUGAUGUCAACUACAGGCUCUCAAAUCGAUUUGAUUGGACUCGGUUUCAGAAUGGAUCGACUCCUCUAACUCCAGGAGAAAAAAGGGAAAUUCUCAAGUUCUAUCUUGGUCGACAUGGACGGUUCAAAGUGCGCACGGGGACCAGACUCAUACCAUUACCAAAGAGAUCUAAAGUUGUCUCUUCCCAUGGUUUCAAUUCUGAUUAAUUGUUGCUUAUGUUUCUCUAAUUUGAUCUGAAUGGUGGUUUCGUUAUAUGUAAUGAUCUUACUUUAGAUUGUCACAUUAAUAAAAUUUCGUUCUCCUAUGUA
Molecule: messenger RNA, 575 nt
Organism: Papaver somniferum (opium poppy)
Lineage: Eukaryota; Viridiplantae; Streptophyta; Magnoliopsida; Ranunculales; Papaveraceae
Exons: 2
Coding region: 129-473 (114 amino acids)
Source: RefSeq, a predicted model, not a curated record